Molecule: messenger RNA, 1164 nt
Organism: Torulaspora globosa
Lineage: Eukaryota; Fungi; Ascomycota; Saccharomycetes; Saccharomycetales; Saccharomycetaceae
Gene: GLY1
Product: threonine aldolase GLY1
Exons: 1
Coding region: 1-1164 (387 amino acids)
Biological process (GO): glycine biosynthetic process; L-threonine catabolic process
Cellular component (GO): cytosol
Molecular function (GO): L-allo-threonine aldolase activity
Source: RefSeq, a predicted model, not a curated record
AUGACAGACCAAUUGCCUCAGGCUUAUGCGACCGCUUCGAACGAUCUGCGUUCGGAUACGUUCACUACUCCCACGGCGCAGAUGAUGGAGGCCGCCAUGGCGGCCUCCAUCGGUGACGCCGUGUACCAGGAGGACGUCGACACGGUGCGAUUGGAGCGCACCGUCGCGGCGCUCGCUGGGAUGGAAGCCGGUUUGUUCUGUGUUUCCGGCACUCUGUCGAACCAGAUCGCUCUGAGGACGCAUCUGUUGCAGCCUCCGUACUCUAUUCUGUGCGACUACAGGGCGCAUGUGUACACACACGAGGCAGCUGGGCUUGCGAUCCUGUCACAGGCUAUGGUGGUGCCCGUGAGGCCCGCUAACGGCGACUACGUGACGCUGGAGGACAUCAAGGCUAACUACAUCCCGGAUGAUGGGGAUAUCCAUGGCGCUCCGACCAAGGUUGUAUCUCUGGAGAACACUCUACAUGGGAUCGUGACUCCGUUGGAAGAGCUGGUUCGGAUCAAAGCGUGGUGCGUGGAGAACGGGAUAAGACUGCACUGCGACGGGGCGCGCAUCUGGAACGCGGUUGUCGCGUCGAAAGUGCCACUGAAGCAGUUUGGUGAGUUGUUCGACUCUAUCUCUAUCUGCCUGUCCAAGUCGAUGGGCGCGCCCAUGGGUUCGGUGCUGGUCGGCGACGCCAAGUUUAUCAAGAAGGCGAACCAUUUCAGGAAGCAGCAGGGCGGUGGUGUCAGACAGUCCGGUAUGAUGGCGGCGAUGGCGUUGGUGGCGAUCGAGGGCGAAUGGAAGUCGAAGUUGCAGUAUUCGCACGGAUUGGCCUCUGAGCUGGCAGCGUUCUGCCGGGAGCACGGCAUUCCCCUGGAGUCGCCCGCCGAUACCAACUUUGUGUUCUUGGACCUGAGUAAAGCCCACAUGGACCCGGAUCUGCUGGUUAGAAAAGGUUUGAAGUACGCCAUCAAGCUAAUGGGCGGCAGAAUCGCGUUCCACUACCAGGUGUCCAGAGACACGCUCGAGAAGGCCAAGUGCGCGAUCUUGGAGACCUACGAAUACGCCAAGGAGCAUCCUUUCGAUUCGCAGGGUCAGACCAAGAUCUACCGCAGCGAGUCGACAGACAAAAUCGACGUUGAAGGUAACUCCAUUCAUGAUAUCAAGACCUACAAGUACUGA